ACCAAGGCUAUUCACUCAGUGUUAGUAGCAGCAACGUUGGUUGGAAAUGUUUUGGUCUGUCUUGCUAUCCUGAGGAACAAAGUUUUACAGACCCCAGUGAACUAUCUGCUUAUGAAUCUUGCCAUUGCCGAUAUGAUGAUUGUGAUUUCAUUCACGCCAAGGCAUAUCCUCGAAGGACUUUACCAUCAUCCGCGUGGAUUGGUAGGAGAAAUAUUAUGUAAAACAAUAACGUCGGAUACAUUUACCUGGGUUGGAGGUGUAGCUUCGGCGAUAAGCUUGGUAGUGAUGGCAUACGAGCGGUUUGCAGCGAUUACAGCCCAAUUCGGAAGGCUAGCUACUUUUAAUCAUCGAAAAUUGAGGAUCGUGGUCGUCUUUUGCUGGACUGCUGCGAUAAUAUUCAACGUUCCAUUAUUUUGCGUAAGACAUCUUAACAGCGAGCGUGGAUUCUGUGAGAGCCAUUGGCCAAGUGUAAAAUUUGCACUAGGUAAUAAUUUUGCCUGGUUGAUCUUAAUUGGAAUAGUUCCGUUCAGCCUCAUGACAUUUUUCUACGGGAAGGUGGUGAUGCACAUAAGGAGAGAGGUUGUACCUAGACAACAUUUAUCAGUACCCAUGAUCAAAUCCAGAAAGAAAGUCACCAAGAUGCUCAUGACAGUAACAGCUAUAUACGGGAUCUGCUGGAUCCCUAACUUAAUUCUUUAUGUUGUUUGGUACUUUGCUUCGGAAGAAGAUGUCAUGUAUACUAUAAAUAAGGUUUUUUUAGUUUUAAUAUUGGUAAAUUCAUGUGCCAAUCCUAUUGUUUACGCUCUACAGAGUAGAUUAUUCAGAAAGCACAUGGUAAAUAUUUUCUGCUUGUGCAAAAGGCGUUUUGGAAAUCGACAGGAUUUUUGUAUAGCUCUCAAAAAAUGGGAAGAAAACACAAGUUCAUCGAACCCAAAACCUAUCCGCCUCGUGCAACGUGGGGACGAAGUAAGGGUGUUGAAAUUUCCUAGUUAGAGGCAUUGUGAUAAGUUGACAUUGUUGUAAAAGUUGUGUCCGUGGGUCGCUAUAAAUCGGUCCUCGUUUGCAUAUUUUCCUUCGUCUGAGUAAACAAAGUAGAAAGCAUUUUGUUUUUUAAAAUUCUGACUCUUUAUUUAUUCACGUAACAGGACGAAGAAACAGAAAUAUUUUACACCCACUCAAGAUGCUACAGCAAGUUUUCAAUGUCCUAGUGUUUGUCAUAUAACACAUACCACAUAGGCCCAAGAAUUAAAUGAAUACCUGUUUGCAUUUUGCGUUUUGCAAAUUUUGAAUAACGCAUUAGUUAACUAAUAAAGAGCCAAACGAAAUCUUACUUUAAGCACAUUUAAUAUUCUGCUUUCCUUUGAUGCUCAAUUUACAAGUAGUAAUGUCUAAACAUAAUUGAAAUAUUAGUAAGUUUAAAGUCAAAAGAAAACCAGACCCGGCUGAGGAAGCUACUGUGAUGAAAUAAAAUCCGCAAUUUAGACUGGGAAGCCAUAUAAUCAUUAUAACAUAACAAUGCGGAAUUUUUAAUACUUCAGUCCUUUUUACAUCAAUUUUUUUUAGUUGUGUGGAAUUUUAACUGAUUUGAUACGGCGUUUUUGAAUUACAUAAAUGUGGUUCCUUUUUAUGUUAACGUUUGGUGUAUAGGCGCAAUGAUUUGAUUCAUAAAUAAUCAUAACUACAUUGCAAGUUAAAAAAUUAUAUAUGUUGAUAAUAAAAAUGUAACAUAUCAACCCGCUACCACGGGACAAGGCAAAAUGCGAAAUGAAGUCAGUUGAGUAAAACGUUUGCCUGAAUGACAAAAAGGAGAUGCGCUUGUCUUUUCUGUACAUGAAACAGUCGACAGAUUCCAAUGAAAACUGCAAAGCAGGUUCAAAGUCCGACCGAGGUAUCAGCGUUUAGUAGAAAUAAAAACUAAUUUAAAAAACAUUGUAAAAUGACAUUACUUUUUUAUCAGCAGGAGGUACCAUAAAUUAAACGAAACCCUAAAAUCUACUUAAGGUGGAAUAAUUCGCAUGGGAUGAAAUUAUUAAAAGAUAAGGUAAUGAUAUAUCCUCUCAGAUAACAUCGAUAUAUGAAUAACGCCAUAAAAUAACACUUUUACUUACUUCCGAUCAUUUCUAUUUUUUACUGGCAAGCUCUGGUUCGCCGAACCCAUAUCACAUAACAAUGCAAAUGACUAAUAAUGUAAUUCGCCACUGCCACCUUCAAUCGCUUUUAGUUUUUCAGCUGUGUUUAGGAAAAUAAAUUUCAUCAAAACAACAAUUAAGUUUACUUCAGGUCCAACCUAAAACACCCUUUAUAUUAAUUUAUAAGAAAGCUCAAAAAUAGGAAUUCAGGGUACUAUACUGAUAGAUCGUUUCUAUCUAGUGUUUAAAAUCUAGUUUUAACUAGCGCGUAAGUAUUAACAACACAGGCAGAAUCAGGAAGAUGAUGAAUCAUCGCGUUUUGUUUGGAAUAUUUUACAGCAAAAGGCGCUACCUAGCAAUAUCUUACUCCGUCUCCGUAUGUUACUUACGCUUAUGGGCAAGAAAAACCAGCCUCAACAGCGCAGCUGGUCACACAGUUCUACGAAAAAAUAACUACCUGUUAUGGUCUCUUGCACGGACUGAGUAGAUUUAUUGUAACAAACAAUGACGCAAGUACACUGCUCACAGUUAGAAGACUUGCACUCACAAAUUUCCGUGGCAAAUGAAAGUACGCAAGAUUCAGGAAAUGACGAUCUACGCCGCAGAAAGGUUUCGUCCUAUUUUACGGUUAAUGAAACUAACUGGAGAGUUCUAUGGGGAUGUUACAAUGGACGAGAUUUUACAAGAAGAUUUGAGCGUCUUUUCUCGUUUUUACUGUGGGUUGGUACUUCUAGGUCAAUGGUUUAUCGUCGUGCAGGCUGUGACGAGUCUAUUCUUUGAAGGCGUAGCUCAGAUGAACACGUUUUUCUUCUUAUUGACCUUUAGCAUUUGGUAUCUGCAGUCUGCAAUAGUUAACACAAUCUGUCUUUUCAUUUUACCCAAAGGUCAGAAAAAGCCAUCUCGUCUUGGGCAGUUUCUUGGUAACUUACUCGCAACAACAUCUGAUGGAGGGAUAAAUACAUGUAAUAUGUAUAAAGUGUAUUCAUUACUAGCCUUGGCGUGUAACUUUGCACUCUUCAACACUGUUUGCCUUACGCUACUAGAUCUUUACCGAAAUAGCUCGAUAGGCCGUUUUCGACCAUGGAAUGGUUUAUUGGUAUAUCGCUUGAGUCACUUGAUAUUUUGUGCUUUUGAUGCUUUUGCAUGGGCUCUACCAUAUACACUGUUUUAUGUCUCAUGCAAAUUGCUGGUCGGUCUAUUUGAGAAUUUGGAGAAUAAAAUAACAGCAGGUA
Molecule: messenger RNA, 3361 nt
Organism: Orbicella faveolata
Lineage: Eukaryota; Metazoa; Cnidaria; Anthozoa; Scleractinia; Merulinidae
Product: neuromedin-U receptor 2-like
Biological process (GO): G protein-coupled receptor signaling pathway
Cellular component (GO): membrane
Molecular function (GO): G protein-coupled receptor activity
Source: RefSeq, a predicted model, not a curated record